AUUACUGUAUUGCGAUGCGGCAAUUCACCCGUGACCAUUCUAAUGUAUGGACAACUUUCAGACAACAGACAGUGGCUAUAUUGAUCAAACGAGCUGCGGUACUUAUAAAGAUGAUUAGUGCAUGUUAAACAAUCGAGAGAUGUAGCAAUGAAGAUAUCAAAUAUAGUGCUAGUAAUUGGUAUCUGGUAUUCAUGUGCCAGCAGAACUGAUAGUACAAACUCGUCUGUAACAUAUUUCUAUGGCUUCAAAUGCUACUUCGGUCACCAGCAGUUGACCGAUAAAUCCCUUGUUUUCGUCCAGUACGAUGGGGCCCCCAUUCUCUGUGACGAAAUCAGCUUCCUGGCGGCCCAAGGCGACAGAUACCAGCUGUGUUUUACACCUGUAUACUUUCACGACCCCUACUGCCAAAUUUUCAUAGAGUAUCUGUCAUAUGAGACGGGUGAUAUUCUUCAGAUUCUUGAAUGCAAAGACAACCACACCAUUGCCUGGUGUUCUGGGGAAACUUCCACCGUAAACGUCAGAAUCAAGAUGACGUCAUCCGUCCGACAAUGGACGGUGGCAAGGGUAAAGAUUAAGCUCGAGGCCAAGCCUAGGACGACGGCGAAAGAAUCAGAGCUGUACAAAGAAUAUGGAAUUCCUUUAUGGUACUUUGUCAUUUUUGGGGUCGGAGGGUUAGUUUUCCUUUUGACUGUCAUCAUGAUCGUAGUCGUCAAGCAUACAGGUGCCCGGCGAUGGGUAAACAAAAUGUUCAAUGCUGGAGAAGCUACGACGAGCAACUCUGACCUCCCUCCUACAUACCAGGAGGCCACCAACUCCAGACCAACAUGUAGCCUAUAUAUACGAGAACCAUUGCCUCCCAAAUACUCCGACAUAUUCAGUGACACGCAAAGGAGUUAGUGCAUUCGAAAUACAAAUACUGCACUUCUAAAGACGUGCAAACCAUAGAGGCCCGGACGUAAACAGUGAAUUGCAUUUCCCGAUUUCUUUGAAACGACCAUACCCAAUUACUAUGACCUUACCAUUUUUAGAAGUUAACCUCAUUUGGUUGGUGGCAAAUAAUAAAAAAUAUUAAAUCAUA
Messenger RNA from Magallana angulata, 1078 nucleotides. RefSeq lists its product as uncharacterized. The record is from RefSeq and is a predicted model, not a curated record. The coding region runs from base 148 to 897 and encodes 249 amino acids. The transcript is spliced from 6 exons. NCBI's taxonomy places the organism in Eukaryota, Metazoa, Mollusca, Bivalvia, Ostreida, Ostreidae.